GCCACUCACAGGAUCCUGUUUGCCAGCUCAGUGCCAACACACCAAUCAACCAUGUCUCACCAGUUCCCAGCACUCACCUCCGAACAGAAGAAGGAGCUCACAGAGAUCGCUCAGCGCAUUGUUAAAGAUGGCAAGGGAAUACUGGUGGCAGAUGAAUCUGUGGGGACCAUGGGCAGUCGCCUGAAGCGCAUCAAUGUGGAGAACAUUGAAGAGAACCGCCGCUUCUUCAGGAACCUUCUCUUUACAGCUGACUCCAAGCUGAAUGAAAGCAUCGGAGGAGUCAUCCUUUUCCAUGAGACCCUGCACCAGAAGUCCAAUAAUGGAGUCCUUUUCCCCAAACUCUUGAAGGAUCAGGGCAUUGUUGUAGGAAUCAAGGUAGACAAAGGCACCGUUCCUCUGGAAGGAACUGAUGGAGAGACUACCACACAAGGUCUUGAUGGACUGUCCGAACGUUGCGCUCAGUACAAAAAGGAUGGUGCUGACUUUGCCAAGUGGCGCUGUGUGCUGAAGAUCGCAGACCACGCACCCUCAAGCCUUGCAAUCUACGAAAAUGCCAACGUAUUGGCGCGGUAUGCCAGCAUUUGCCAGCAGAACGGUCUUGUGCCAAUCGUGGAACCCAAAAUCCUGUCUGAUGGAUCUCAUGACCUCCAAAGAUGCCAGUAUGAAACAGAAAAGGUCCUGUCUGCAGUGUACCAUGCCCUCAUCCAGCAUCAUGUAUAUCUUAAAGGCACCCUCUUAAAGCCAAACAUGGUGACAGGAGGACAGUCAAGCCCUCAAAAAUUUACACCUGAGCAGGUCGCCAUGUCAACUGUUACUGCCCUGAGACGUACAGUCCCUUCCGCAGUUCCCGGUAUCUGUUUCCUGUCUGGAGGUCAGAGUGAAGAAGAGGCAUCGCUUAACCUGAAUGCCAUGAACAGCUGCAGUCUCCCUCGCCCCUGGCAACUGUCCUUCUCUUAUGGUCGUGCCCUGCAGGGCUCAGCACUAUCUGCCUGGGUCGGGAAAGCAGAAAAUGAGAAAGCAGCACAGGAGGCUUUUGCUAAGAGGGCAAAGAUCAACGGUUUGGCAUCUCUCGGGAAGUAUGUACCUUCUGGGUCUUCAGACGCCGCCUCCUCCAAAUCCCUCUUCCAGCCCAGUUACACCUACUAAAUGUUGCCCUCGAUUGCCCUCUUGUGUUACAUCUUUACAUUCCUCCUGGAGUUACAUGACUGGCAUUACUGCCGCAUCUCCCACACACUGAGCCAAUCAUAUUAGUUGCUACCAUGGCAACAAUGGACAGGGCAAU
Molecule: messenger RNA, 1282 nt
Organism: Nanorana parkeri
Lineage: Eukaryota; Metazoa; Chordata; Amphibia; Anura; Dicroglossidae
Product: fructose-bisphosphate aldolase B-like
Exons: 1
Coding region: 52-1146 (364 amino acids)
Biological process (GO): fructose 1,6-bisphosphate metabolic process; glycolytic process
Cellular component (GO): cytosol
Molecular function (GO): fructose-bisphosphate aldolase activity; fructose-1-phosphate aldolase activity
Source: RefSeq, a predicted model, not a curated record